AAAAAAAGGUACCGAGUAUCUCAUCCGGUUUAGUGUAAAAAAAACACAAGGAGCUGCAAGCUGCGACGCGUGGGGAAAGAAGUGUUUAGCAUCAGUUUGUAGAUGAAGAGUAUGUGGAGAGACAAGAGCCCCGGACUUAAGAUUCUCUGGCUAUGGACUUUCGGCACUGCUGCUGUUCUGGUGGCCAGUGUUGUGACGACGAGGAUGAGAGACAUGGAGCAGCUCGUUAAUAAACCCCAAGAUCAAACCCCUCACGCCGCCGCCGCCGAACUCACCGCCGAACAUAAUGAAUAAGCCAGCUUUAAAUCCAUCGCCUCUACAUUGGACGCCCGCAAGCUGUUCGAUGAAAUGCCGGAACCAACUAUUGCCUUGGUAAUGCCUUUUUCUUUGUUAAUUGCGAUGCUUCACUUCUGAAUUCUGCCUUUUUUUUUAUUUUGAAUCAAAUUCACUCUUUUUUUCCCCCUUCUCUCUCUGAUUAAUGUAUCGAGAUUUUUUUAGAAUUUUGAUAUAUUGCUUAAACGAGGUUGCUAUUA
This is a messenger RNA of Andrographis paniculata, 533 nucleotides long. RefSeq lists its product as uncharacterized. The record is from RefSeq and is a predicted model, not a curated record. The transcript has 2 exons. NCBI's taxonomy places the organism in Eukaryota, Viridiplantae, Streptophyta, Magnoliopsida, Lamiales, Acanthaceae. The coding region runs from base 103 to 294 and encodes 63 amino acids.